Messenger RNA from Drosophila grimshawi, 5851 nucleotides. RefSeq names its product nuclear pore membrane glycoprotein 210 (gene Gp210). Lineage: Eukaryota; Metazoa; Arthropoda; Insecta; Diptera; Drosophilidae. The coding region runs from base 1 to 5640 and encodes 1879 amino acids. The record is from RefSeq and is a predicted model, not a curated record. Gene Ontology annotation, cellular component: nuclear pore. The transcript is spliced from 19 exons.
AUGAGAAGCGAACUUUAUUUGUUUUUGCUGAUUUUCGCGUCACAAAAUGUCGCUGAAUCGGCCAAAUUGAAUCACCCGCGUGUACUGCUGCCCAUAUUUCAGGACAAAUCCAUCAACUUCACGCUGGAAGUCGUCGAUCCCAACUGCUACAAGUGGACCUCAUCGCGGCAGGACUUGAUAACUGUGACGCCCGUGUACACUGGAUUCAGUGAGUGCGCCAGCCAAGCGGUCGUCACAGUUCAAACACGCGAAAGACGCCGCAACACGGCGAUUGUAUUCGCCGAGGAACUGGCCACCGGCGCCACACUGCGCUGUGACGUGAUUGUGGAUGCGAUUGAUCGGCUAAAUGUGCGCACAGCUACGCGCCAGCUAUACCUGGAGGAGGCGCCGGCCACAUUCGAGCUGCACGCCUUCGACUCGCAGGGCAACGAGUUCUUUACACUGGAGGGCAUCGAGUUCAAUUGGGAUAUUUCGUCUUCUAGCAGUAAGAUGCCGCCGGCGUUGCGUUUUCUCACCUUCUCGGACAGUCCGUUUCAUGUGGUGCCGCCGGCAUUAGAGAAAUUCGAAGCCGCUGGCUUCAAGGGCUAUAUGAUACUGCUGGAGGGCAUUAAUACGGGCACCUCCAAGGUGGCCGUUAGCAUGCCGCAGCCAGAGUACAGUCAUGUGCCCGUAAUGGAGGUGUAUAUCAGUGUGCUGGCCAACAUCAUUAUAGAGCCAUCUGAGGUGACCAUCAUGGCUGGCGACUCGAUCAACUUUCGCAUUCUGCAGCUGAAAAUGGACAAACUGCACGAUAUAACGGCAAAUCGGCAGUACUAUCUGGAGGUGGAGGACACCAAUAUUGCCUAUCUGAAGGGCAGCAGUGCGACGGGCUCACGCCACGGUCGCACACAAGUCUUUCUACGUGAUCACAACAUGCCGCAGGACAGCGACAACGGCGCGGACAAGCCCAAAGGGCCCAGUGCUCUGCUGACCGUUGCCGAGCCCGCGAAGCUGGGCAUUAGCCUGCUGCCGCAUAAUAACUGGGUCACAGUGCAGGGUGAGCGUCACGAAGUCGCCCUGGAUCUGUACGCUGGCGCUGGGCAGAAAAUAACGCUGGGCACGCGCUAUGCCAUUAGCUCCGAGCUGGACGAAUCACUGUUUACAAUCCUGAAGAAGACGCAGAACGGGAGCCGCCUGUACGGCGAGGCACUCAAACAGGGCGUCACCCAAGUCUAUGGCUCCUACAAGGAUUUGUCGGUGCAGGCUGAGAUGCAAAUAUUUGAGAGACUGAAGCUGCAGCCCAUGAAAGUGAUCCUGCCCUAUGAUCCGAACACCAUCAAGCCACAGAAAUUUCAAUUUCAUGCAACUGGCGGCGAUUACAACUAUGUGUGGUUCUCGGGCAAUCCGCAGGUGCUGCAAAUCGAUGGUCAGGGUCUGGCCACAACGGAAAUUCGUGAUGUGCGCAUGCCCGGCGUCUCCAAGGAGCUGAUGGAUGCCGGCGUGGAGUUGGCUGCACACACCACUGUUCGGGUGGCACUGGCCAAGAAUCAGAAGGUGGCGCGACAGGCACAGAUCUACUUUUUACCACCGCAACGGCUCGAGAUCAAGCAGUAUAAUUUUGAGACAGCCCUCAAGGAUUAUGUGCGCCUGCACGUGGCCGUCUAUGCUCAUGUGAAUGGCAGCUAUGUGCCCUACACGAAAUGCGACAAUCUGCACUUUCAACUGGACUUUUCGCAUCAAAUCUUUCAGCUGGAAAAUGGCGCUGCUGCUGAGACGCAGGAUGCCAUGGCUGCCGAGGCUUGUCAUGUGCUGCGUCUACGCAGCACCACCGUUGGCAGCACUUUGCUACGCAUUUCAUACAGUUUCCAGGACAAGGUGCUGCAGGAUUCCGUGAAUCUGCAUGUCUAUGAGCCGCUAUCUGUGCUGAAUCCGUUGGAGAAUGAGCUGGUGCUGCCGAUUGGCGCAUCGCGUAAUGUCAUCUAUGCGCAUGGGCCGCAACGCAUCUUCACGCUCGAGGCGGAACUGAACAAGGCUACUAAAUUCGAUGGCAAAGUUAUUCAAGUCUCCGAAAUAGAGUUCGACACACAAAAUGCUAUCACAGCCUUUACGGUGCUGUGUCGUGAGCUGGGCGCAACACAGUUCACUUAUCGCGUGCACAAUACACUGGCCACGCCCAAAUUUGCCGCCUACACUGCCGAAAUCACCACCAAGGUGCACUGCGUCCGACCACGCUUUCUCAAGCUGUAUGCCCGCCAGCAGCUGCGUCAAUCCUGCCCGGUGGAGCUGCGAUCGUCGUUGCUGUAUCUCAAGGAUGACGUGAACCAGUUUGAUAUUGAGAUCGAGGUGCAGGAUGUGAAGAAUCGAAAGCUGAUGAACAUCAGUUCGCUUUGGCUCGAAUGGGAGUUUGCCGCUGGCGAUGAGCGCUAUCAAACGGACAGCAUUCCUCACCAGCAGCUGGAUGAAGCGGAGCUCUAUCAUGGCGUUCGUCUGCCCGGGCGUGAUGUCCUCGUCCUAACACUGAAUGAGGUGGCGCCCAACUUUCGUAUCAAGGGCACAGUUGCCCACUACAAUGACAAGUUGCUCUCACAGCUGGGCAUCCAUGCGGAGCGUCCUCCAUUUGGUGUUAAGAACUUGAAAACGGGAGAAGUAACCAAGCCUGUGAUUGAGAACGAGAUACGUUUCCACACGGUUAAUAGCACGCUGCUGCCACAGGAUCAUGUGAGCGUUUAUCUGGCAUCGUCGCACAGCGAACGCAUAAAUAUAGCCCAGGGCAGCGGCUUCUUUCAGCUGGAACUAUCGGAGCAGGGCAUUGUGCAGGUUACCCAUGACGAGAAGCACAUGCAGCUAGUUUUGACGCCAUUGCGUUUGGGCCAUGUGCGACUGGAGCUAACCGAUCGCUGCCUGAUGAACGAGCCGGCGCACUUGUCCAUCUCUGUGGUGGGCAUAGGCGCCAUCAGUGUGCUAGCGCUGGAUCGUGUCGAGCGCACCAAUUCCAUUGAGGCCAUUGUGCGGCUCUUCGACACCAAUGAAAACCUUUUGCAUAUUGAUUCCGAUAUGCUGAGCGUCUAUCAGGUCACCGAUCAGGUCUUCGAUCCUGCCAUACUUAGCGUCAAGUUAGAUGAGCAGCACGGCUUGGGAGUUGGAGAGAUACGCUUCAGGAUAACGGGCAACAACAUUGGCGAGACCAAGAUCGUGUUCCAGUCUGGUCAGGUGUCCAGUGCGCCGCUCAAUGUCCAGGUAUUUGCACCCCUGCGCCUCUAUCCGCGCAAUUCGACGCUCGUUGUGGGCUCCAGCAUACAAAUCUAUUACCAGGGUGGACCGCAACCCAACACGAACAUCGUUUACAGCGUGCAGCCGCGCCAUGUUGCCACCAUGAGCUCAGCCAUUCUCACAGCACAUAAGCUGGGCGCAACGAGAAUAACCGGAAAGUGUUUGCUUAAGAAUCCCAUUAGCGGCAAGGACGAGAUCGUCUCGGAGGAUACGGUAGAGGUGCGUGUCGUUGCCCUGACUGCAGUCCAAGUGCGCACGCCACUUGUACGGAUUCGGGCUGGCGCUGUUAUGCCUGCCACGCUGUGGGGUCAGCCGGAUCUGUCGCCUAUGGUGUUGGGCACACUGCAAAAUAUGCGUAUCACCUGGACGGUCAAUCAGGUCGAUGUGAUUGAGAUCUUUAAUGUGUUUACAACAGCGGGCAUCGAGUAUCAAAGUAGUGACUUAAUUUCCGUGCGGAUACGUGCACUUAAUCCCGGCAAGGUCACCAUCACAGCCUCCGUGCAUUUGGCAGAUGGCGUCAAGCUGCCAGCAUCGAGCGUGGAACUAAUUGUUUUCAAAACACUGGAGCUGCUCGCACCAAAGCCUAUAACAAUGGACUGGAUUUUGGCGGCACCACGCAGUACGCUUCAGCUGAAAUGUAAUAUGGAUGAUGCGGUCUAUAAGCUGGAUGCGCAAAGCAGCGGAAUUGUUUCUGUGACGCCAGAUGGCGUUGUCCACACAAAGGAUACCCUCGGUCGGGAUCUGAUAAUUGCCAAAACGGUUGACCAGACGCUGCCCAUUGGCAUUGAAGUGAAGAAUGUACAAUAUAUAUUGGUGACUCUGCAGCCGGACAUCAAAUUGAAGCAGCUCGAGCAUAAAAUACCACGCGGUAUGAAUUUCGUAUUUAAAGUGUCGCUGCAUGAUAAUCUCGGCAACGAGUUCUCCCAUAACAUUGAGGAUGUGAACGGAUUGCGCUAUGAGCUGGCCACCAAGGAUGUGGUCGAUGCACAGAUUGGCAAUAAUCUAACAAUUGCGUUGAAUUUGCAACGCGAGACGAGCAACAUGAUUGCCAUCAGUUUAAAGGAUACAACCGGAGUUAAACAUGCCGAGGACUACAUCAAACUCUCUGUUGCCGAGUCCCAGCUCAUUUACCCCACCAAGACAAUUUUCUCUGUGGGUGACAUCAUUUGCUUCGAUUCACCGCUAACAUUGUCAUCGAUUUGGAGCAGCUCCAAUGAGCAGAUGGUGGCGAUUAAUAAAAACACAGGCAUUGCACGAGUGCUGAGUCACCAGCACAGGAUGGUCGAGAAAGUGGUGGUGACAUGUGGUGAUAAAUCGCGUCGCGGCGGUUACCUCAAAUACGAUCUAGAAUUGCGCGAAUCGGACUCGAUUGUGUUUGCCAAAUCGCUGGACAUAUUCAGCGGUUCGGAGUACAGUGCGCAGCUGGUGCUGCGCAACCACAUGCAAACGGACAAGUUCAGCAAUCUGAUUGCUCAAAAUAUAUCGAAGUGCAUAAGUCAGUUGCACAAAGUCGCUGUGGAUGCAUUUACCUGUCGCCUGGUCGCCAAGGACGAGCUGGGCCAGCAAUUGCUGAAACUCUAUCAGGUCGAAGCUAUUUUUGAUAUAGCCAGCAACCAGUAUGCGUGCAAGCUUCUGCUAACGUCCAGCUUCACAGAACUGUUGUCCAUUUUGAAGACAAACAAUGUGCUCCUUGAGCUCGAGGCGGCAAUGCCGAAUGGUAUUUUGGAUACCAUGUCGCUGAAACUGGUGCCGGGCAUUAAAGUGUCUCUGGAGUCGUUGCAGGUGCAUGACUUAAAAUCGCAGGAGCUACACAUAAGUGGUUUGGAUAAGGCCCUGCAAAAGCUGCAGGUCAAAGCAUCGGACACCAACUACUUUGCCGUUGAAUUGAUUGAGCAUGCGCAUGGCCUCAGCAAAUAUCGGGUGCGUUUCCUUAAAGAUUUCCCACUGGAAGAGAAUCUAUAUGUACUGGUGCACUCGCCAGACACGAAUCAGAGUAUUCAGGUGCCCAUAAUUGGCGACACAACGUUUGCGGGGAAGUGCUCGGGACGUCCGGGCGGACCGCUGCUCCGUCCCCUAAUCGAGAACCUGGGCUUUAUAUUAACAACAACUGUCAUUGUCAUCGCUUCGAUAUGGGUAUAUAUAACCUUCUUCCAGACGCAGGGCGUGAAGCAAGUCAACUCUGAGGUGUUUCAGCAAAGAAGAGGAAACACUUCGAAUGCAUCUCCCAGCAAAACCUUAAAUAGGUCACAAGAUGGCUCAUUUGAUAAUACAUUUAACAAUUCAUUUAAUCGUCGCGUGCAGCAGUCGCCAAUGCGGGAUGAGUCCUUUAUCUACGGCCAUCCGCAGCUAAACAGUCCCAACAGACGUAGUAAUGUGCGUCCCUACAAUUAGUUCUAGCUGAUUUCUGUGUGCUGUGGAAUUGAUUUACUAAUGUGGCUGCCUGAAUGCAACUCUAACAUAAGAAAGGCCAUUAACUCAGGUUAAAUUUAAAGACACGUACUGCCAAAGUGUACCAAUAAUGGAGUUGGGGAACUGGUGAUUUUUCUAUGAAACGUUCCUUUGUGUAUAGAUUUAAAAGUAAACCGAGACUUUAUCAAUAUCA